Punica granatum (pomegranate) is the source of this 1277-nucleotide messenger RNA. The record is from RefSeq and is a predicted model, not a curated record. NCBI's taxonomy places the organism in Eukaryota, Viridiplantae, Streptophyta, Magnoliopsida, Myrtales, Lythraceae.
GUACGGCAUAGGAUGGGCGUCGUCGUGCCAUCCUAAGCUAAUAUCGUUUCUCAAACCCUCCCUGAACCAACGAAACCUCCUCUUCCUCUAUUUUGCCUUCUCUCUCUCUCUCUCUCGGUACAAGCUAAGCUCUCGUCUGAUAAGAUCAGAACCUGACGCCAUGUCGGUGAGUCCACUCUUCCCGGUUGGUGCCUUUCGCGUUCGAUCCGUGGUCCAAAUACGAACAGUGAGAAUCACCAAUCUCUCCUUAGGUGCAUCAGAACAGGAUCUCAAGGAGUUCUUCUCCUUUUCUGGUGAAAUCGAACAUGUUGAGAUGCUAAGUGACAAUGAACGGUCCCAAGUUGCAUACGUUACCUUCAGGAAUCCUCAAGGCGCUGAGACUGCUGUUCUACUAUCAGGAGCAACAAUAGUUGAUCAAUCUGUGACAAUAGCACUUGCUCCAGAUUACAAGCUGCAAUCUGCUGCCACCGUGCCAGGAACAGAGAUGAGAGAUACGGGCAGUCCUGGAUCUGCUGUACAAAAGGCAGAGGAUGUUGUCACCACCAUGUUAGCAAAAGGGUUCAUAUUGGGCAAAGAUGCGGUGGGCAAAGCUAAGACCUUUGAUGAGAAGCACCAGUUCACGUCUACCGCCGCAGCCAAAGUGGCAUCCCUGGACCAGAAGAUUGGUCUAAGUGAUAAAAUCAGUGCAGGCACAACGUUGGUGAAUGAUAAAGUGAAGGAAAUGGACCAAAAGUUCCAGGUGUCUGAGAAGACCAAGACUGCAUUUGCAGCUGCUGAGCAGAGUGUAAGCAGUGCUGGAUCCGCAAUAAUGAAGAACCGGUAUGUGCUCACUGGGGCCUCAUGGGUCACUGGCGCUUUCAGCAGGGUCACCAAGGCAGCCGGAGAAGUGGGGCAGAAGACGAAAGACAAGGUCUUGGCCGAGGAAGAACAAGAAAGAAAGGCUGAAGGUUAUGAGCAGAUUCAUGGUGGGGAGUCCCCGAAAGCUGCAGGCAGUGCGAGGGAGCAAUCUCCCAAGCCUCCUCCAGCUAAAGGCCUGAUCCUGUGAUUCACUCAGGCGUGUGGGGACAUUUACUCAGUACCUAAAUCUUAUUAUGGUCAUGGGGGCUCCUGCUAGGUCUCUACAAACUUGUUGAAUGUGUUGCAAGUGGACGAGAGGAUGUUAUGAUGGCUGUGAAUACAAAAGCUUUUUUAAGUUCUCUUUGGGUUUUUAGCUGUCCCUGUACUGUAUUGGUGGGCUAUAUGACUGAAGAAAUUAAGAAUUACAUUCCGUUGAUACA